AUGCCCCGUUUCUUCUUCUUUUUUCUAGAAAUGCAGGUAGCAGAAAAUGAAAAUCUAGAAGGUGUUCUAAGACAGGGCACGUCAGCCCGACAUGAAGGUCUCAGUAAGUCUAGAAAACCAAAUGAAAGGGAGGCAAAAGUUAUACAUGGUGAAGGCUUGAAUACUAUUAAAGCAAUACAAUAUGAAACACUAGCAUACAUGACCAACCUCGCAGUGGUUAACUGUCAAAUACAUGGCAGAAAUGCACUGAAUCUCAAGGGUUUCUUUAUCAUGGAUUGUCCAGACUUAACAUCCUUGGCUUUCCAAUUGAUAUAUCUUAACUUAUCAUUUAAUAGUAUCAGUUCCUUUCCUACACAAAUAUUUUGCCUGAAAUAUUUACAAAUACUGAUCCUGAGAAACAAUCCUAUCAAAACAAUCCCUUCUGGAAUUCAACAACUUCGGUUCCUUAGAGUUUUCAACAUUGCCUUUAAUUUGAUUACAAAUCUUCCACCUGGGUUAUUUUAUUUGUUCUCUCUUGAGGAACUUAAUAUUUCCUACAACAGUAUUGAGUUUAUUCCAAAUGAAAUCCAGCAACUCAGAUCACUUAAAAGAUUGUUUGUUGAUGGGAAUGACUUGACAUCUUUUCCACCUGGAAUUUUGAAGCUUAACCUGAAAAAAAUCCAAUUUGAGAAUAACUUCACUUAUCCUUGUCUUUGGAAAGAGAAUUCUUUGAAUAGUCCACAGAGUCUUGUUCAACUUGCUUCGUUGUUCUUCCUAAAAAAUAAUCUACAGAAAUAUUAUGAUGCAAUCCCAGGGAAAAUUCAAGUGUUACUAAAGUGCGCAUCCCAAUGCGAAUGGUGUCAAGGCCCGAGGUUCGGGGAGGGGUACCGCGUCAUCCAGUCCUGCAAUGUGUUUGGAGCAGCACGCCUUCCCGUCCUGUUUCACGUCUGUUCCUCUUCCUGCUACCAAGAAGUGAAUGAGCACACUCCAGGCCCAGAAAAGCAGCAGAACCAGGCGGGCGACGCCACCACCAGCAGCCACGGGCUCAUCGGUAGAGACCACGACCCGGAAAGGGUGCACUCUGCAGAACUGGCCCUCGAGGAGCUGCGGGAAGCUGUCUGCACCAGGCAGGUGGACGGAGCCAGCGCGUGCCGCGGCUGA
Messenger RNA from Pteronotus mesoamericanus, 1140 nucleotides. It is a transcript of the gene LRRC63, whose product is annotated as leucine rich repeat containing 63. The record is from RefSeq and is a predicted model, not a curated record. Lineage: Eukaryota; Metazoa; Chordata; Mammalia; Chiroptera; Mormoopidae. Gene Ontology annotation, molecular function: protein binding. Bases 1 to 1140 code for a protein of 379 amino acids. The transcript is spliced from 9 exons.